AAGGCAAAUCAGAGUUGUUGCCACGAGACUACAUUUCCACUGCUUCUUAUCUUUUUUCCUAUUCAAACCCGAGUACCCAUCGAUGUCGAACUUCUACGAUAAGGUUGCAGUCCUUGCCGGCGAUGGACUCGCUGCAUUCACUAUCACCGAAGUUGCAGCCACUCUCACGGUGGCGACGCUACUAAUUAUCUAUUUCUCACGGUUGGUUAAGAAACACGUCAUAAAAACUAAGCUGUCGCCGCCAGGCCCGGUAGGCUUGCCGAUACUCGGCCACCUCCUUUUCAUCAAACCCGAUUUCCUCCAAUACGUAACCAAGCAAUCCCAAAUCCACGGUCGUAUCAUCAAGCUUCAGCUGGGAAGAAAAGUUUACAUCAUCAUAAGCUCACCAUCAAUCGCAAAACAAAUCCUCAAAGACCACGACGCCAUUUUCGCCAACCGCGAUAUUCCGGUGGCGGCCAUAAAAGGAACCUUUGGCGGACUUGACAUUGUGUGGAGAUCCAACGGCCCAGAAUUGCAGAAGCUACGUAAGCUCGUCGUACGUGAAAUCAUGAGCAACAAAGGGCUCGAUGCGUGCUACGAAUUUCGCCGACGAGAGAUCCGACAAAUGGUGAAGAAUAUCCAUGGAAAAAUCGGGUCACCCAUUAACCUCAGCGAACAAAUAUUCUUAACAACGCUGAGCGUUACGAUCAGCAUGCUAUGGGGUGGUUCAUUGAAUGGAGAAGAAGCAAAGCUUGGGCUUGAAAUUAAGGAUCGAUUAGAGGAAUUUAUGAAAUUGAUGGGAGAACCCAAUAUUUCUGACAUUUUCCCGAUGCUUAGGCCGUUCAAUUUACAAGGAAUUGAAUCCAAAACCAAGAAGCAUUUGUCAUGGUUUUAUGGGUUUCUCGAAUCAGUGAUAAAGCAGCGAAUGAAGCUCGGAGAGGGACCAAAAAUGGCGGACAGUAAGGAUUUUCUGCAGCAAUUGUUGGAGCUGAACCAAAGAGGCGAUGCCAAAACUUCAUUAUCCAUGAUGGAAAUAAAGGCUUUGCUGCUGGAUAUGGUAAUCGGCGGUACGGACACAACAUUUGCGACAAUGGAGUGGGCAAUGACGGAAUUAUUACGGCACCCGGAUAAAUUGAGAAAAGUCAUCGAGGAAUUGGAUGCAAUAAUUGGGGACCAAAACGUUGUCGAAGAGUCCAAUCUUCCUCGCCUACUUUAUUUAGAUGCUGUGGUGAAAGAAACAUUACGAAUUCACCCACCAGUUCCCUUGCUAGUGCCGCACAUGCCGAGCGAGACAACCGUCAUAGCCGGUUACACCAUCCCUAAGAAUUCCUGUAUUUUCUUCAACGUGCGGGCAAUACAAAGGGAUGCCGAGUUUUGGGAAGACCCACUUCGAUUUGAACCAGAAAGGUUCUUGAAAGACACUGAGAAAAGGAAUUAUACGGGAAAUAGUUUCCAUUUUUUCCCGUUUGGAUCAGGGAGGAGGAUUUGUGUUGGGAUUCCAUUGGCAGAAAAAAUUAUUAUGCAAAUUUUAGCGACAUUGUUGCAUUGUUUUGAUUGGGAAUUGCCAAAUGGGCGACAACCUGAUGUAAAAGAGAAGCUACGAUUCGUGUUAACAAAGGCAGAGCCGCUUGUUGUGGUGCCUAUUGCACGUUUAUCUAAUUCAAUACAAAACCAAUAGAUGUGCAAUUCAAAUAUAUUUCAAGUUAUUGUACUCUUUAUAAAUUUAGAAUCUAAUCAUUAUACUUUUAUUUUCAA
Molecule: messenger RNA, 1734 nt
Organism: Gossypium raimondii (Peruvian cotton)
Lineage: Eukaryota; Viridiplantae; Streptophyta; Magnoliopsida; Malvales; Malvaceae
Product: carnosic acid synthase
Exons: 2
Coding region: 83-1657 (524 amino acids)
Molecular function (GO): heme binding; iron ion binding; monooxygenase activity
Source: RefSeq, a predicted model, not a curated record